CAACCACAACUGCAGCACCAACCACAACAACUACAACUGCAGCACCAGCAACCAUAACUGCAGCGCCAACCACUACAACUGCACCAACAACCACUACAACUGCAACGCUAACCGCAACUGCAGCACCAACCACACCUGCGUCACCAACAACCACUGCAGCACCAACAACCACUACAACUGCAGCACCAGCAACUAUAACUGCAGCGCCAACCACUACAACUGCACCAACAACCACUACAACUGCAACGCUAACCGCAACUGCAGCACCAACUACACCUGCGUCACCAACAACCACUGCAGCACCAACAACCACUACAACUGCAGCACCAGCAACCAUAACUGCAGCACCAACCACUACAACUGCACCAACAACCACUACAACUGCAACACUAACCGCAACUGCAGCACCAACCACACCUGCAUCACCAACAACCACUGCAGCACCAACAACCACUACAACUGCAGCACCAGCAACCAUAACUGCAGCGCCAUUCACUACAACUGCACCACCAACAACAACCACUACAGCUGCAGCACCGGCAACCAUAACUGCAACAGUAACCACAACUACUGCACCAACAACCACAACACUAACCACCACUACAACUGCAGCACCAACCACCACUACAACUAUAACACCAACCACAACUGCAGCACCGGCAACCACAACUGCAGCACCAACGAAUACAACUACAGCAACAACCACAACUGCACUACCAACCACCACUACAACUACAGCACCAACCAACACAACUACAACACCAACCAUAACUGCAGCACAAACCACUACAACUACAGCACCAACAACCACAACUGCAGCGCCAACUACUACAACUACAACUAAAACUGCAGCACAAAGCACCACAACCCCUACAGAAGGGUCAACCACCAUUCAAAUUCCAACAGGCCCACAAGCACUUGCACAUCUAAAGAUAAAGAUGACUACAUACGGGCAGGUUAGCAAUGCAACCAUCAUUGCCCUUCUUGAAAAGUUUAACACCAAGGUCCUGAAUGGUAUACCCCACAUUCUCUCUGUGACAAACAUUAAAAAAGUUGGAGCAUAAAAAUUGAAUGUGGACACAAGUCAAAAAUAAAAAUAUAAAGGCAAGAAUUUAACAGUGAGUUAGUAGAUUUGUUUCAACAUGAUCCGGAGCGGCAGUUUGCCUCAGUCGCUUCAUCAUAUCCUGAAUGAUUAGUACGUUGGUGUGAGAAGGAGACAUCAGCUGUGCUGCAGUGGUCGACAGCCAGAUGGGCUUGGAUUGCUCUGUGAAUGUAUGAAACCUAAACCUGGGUGAAAGCAGAUCAUAUUUAAAUAUCAAUCCCCUUACAUGAUCAUUUCUGAAAUUAAAUCAAACUGCAGAAACACAAUGCUGUAGUUCCCAUGAAUUACAAAUGCGCUUUUGGUUUAUCAUCUUGAAAAGUACAAUAGGCAUCUCAAACCAGGCAGCUGGCUAAUAAUGUCAAUACUUACUCACUCUGACAAAAUGGUGACUAGGAAAUCAAAUAAUUUAUAUGCUUUGAAACAAAAAAAAUAUUUAUUGGU
Messenger RNA from Maylandia zebra (zebra mbuna), 1543 nucleotides. NCBI's taxonomy places the organism in Eukaryota, Metazoa, Chordata, Actinopteri, Cichliformes, Cichlidae. The record is from RefSeq and is a predicted model, not a curated record.